UCGAUCUCGGACGAUGAGUUGCCACGUCAUCAUCGUUCUCGUCCUCGCUCUCGUCUCCACUGUCCAUACCUCAUCGGACGGUGGUCAUCGCCGGCUCCUCCACGAGCCCCUCUUCCCCAUUGAUUGGACGGCGCCGCCCCCGCCACCGGCGGCGGACUCCAGCACCGACGUCCCUCCGUUCUCCCCCGACUCCACUCCGGGCAACUUCUUCCCCAAUCCCCCGCCGGACCCGGCCUCCUUCCAGACCCCUACCGCGGCCAACGUCUCGGCCUCCUCUCGCCCCGUCGCUCACCACUCCCCUACCGCCAAGGUCGCCGUCGGCGUCUUCAUCGGAAUCACGGCAUUGGCCUUGCUAUCGGUCUCAGGGUUCUUCCUCUAUCGCCGUAGAGGCCGAGCCCCUUUGGAAUCGACGAAGCUCAUCGGGGGGAAUGCUGAUCAACAGGGAGCCGAGAGGUCCACCGCCGCGCCGGAGUUUUUGUAUCUCGGAACGGUGGAUCCAUCGAGCCGGAGACUGGCCAACGAUGAGGCGAACGGAUCGCCGUACCGGAAGCUGAGCUCGGAGCGGGUGCUAGAGGUCCGCCAUCCGAGCCCGGAGCUCCAGCCGUUGCCGCCGCUGGGGCGGCGGGUCUCAGCACCGCCUGCUGGGGUUUCAUCGGACGACGAUGGGUUCUAUACGCCCCGGCGUUCAGUGACGUCUGAGAGCCCUAGCAGCACCGCCUCUCGGUGGAGCCUCCCGGGGGCUGGCUCCGCUGGGAAGGACGUGCUGGUCCUUAGCGUGGAUUCCGGGCCUCGGUCACGGCGAUCUUCUCCUCGAAUGGUUCUCCCUAGCCCGGCCCCGUCCGACAUCAAGCACGCUAUCUCUUCGGCGGCGCCAAGGCCAUUAGUUCCGCCACCGCCUCCACCCCCUCCUCCGCCACCGCCUCCACCUCCACCUCCACCUCCACCGCUUCAUAGAAUGGAGAAAAUUACAGAAAUGGCACCAUCUAGACCCUCUACAGAGGCAUCCGUCUCGCCGGAGCCGGUACAACCCUCAUCACGGCGGCAACUCCUGAGACCGCUUCCUGUUCGAACUGAUGCUCCGGUUUCAUUCGCUAAGCUCGGCAAUACAUCUUCCCAGGUGAACAGCGCCGGCAAUGAGCGACCGGAGAACGAAGCCAGGCCGAGGUUGAAGCCUCUACAUUGGGACAAAGUACGGGCGAGUUCCGAUAGGGCAAUGGUGUGGGAUCAACUGAAGUCUAGCUCGUUUCAAUUGAAUGAAGACAUGUUUGAGACUCUAUUUGGGAGCAAUUCAACUACUCCGGCUCCGAGGGAGAUGCCGAGAAGGUCUGUCUUGCCUGCAUUUAAGCAGGAAGACAGAGUUCUCGACCCGAAAAAGGCACAAAACAUAGCUAUACUUCUCCGGGCAUUGAAUGUCACUAGAGAGGAGGUCACCGAUGCACUUUUGGAUGGUAAUUCUGAAGGCCUCGGGGCUGAGCUUUUUGAAACUUUGGUGAAAAUGGCUCCAACUAAAGAGGAAGAACUGAAGCUGAAGGAUUACAGUGGUGAUAUAUCAAAACUAGGUUCUGCCGAGCGGUUUCUGAAGGCCGUGUUGGAUAUUCCUUUUGCCUUCAAGAGAGUUGAUGCAUUGCUAUACAGAGCCAAUUUUGAGACAGAAGUAAAAUAUCUAAGAAAAUCUUUUGAAACACUGGAGGCAGCUUGUGAAGAUCUGAGAAACAGUAGACUAUUUCUCAAGCUCCUUGAUGCUGUUCUCAAGACAGGUAACCGAAUGAAUGUAGGUACAAACCGAGGCGAGGCAAAAGCCUUCAAACUUGAUACCCUCCUAAAGCUUGCAGAUGUAAAAGGUGCUGAUGGGAAGACAACAUUGCUCCAUUUUGUUGUUCAAGAGAUCAUCCGAUCAGAGGGCUCAGGUUCCGAUCCGACACCUGAAGGCCUCUCUAACAAAACCAAGGAAGAAGAAUUCAGAAAACAGGGAUUGAAAGUGGUUGCCGGGCUGAGCAAUGAGCUCGGAAACGUAAAAAAGGCAGCUUCUAUGGACUUUGAUGUGCUCAGCAGCUAUGUUAAGAAGCUCGAAAUGGGUCUUGAAAAGAUCAAAUCAGUGUUGCAACUUGGCAGGUCAUGCAGUGGAGGCAAAAGAUUCUUUGAUACAAUGAGAGUGUUUCUUAGGGAGGCCGAAGAUGAGAUUGAUCGAGUUAAAGCUGAAGAGAAGAAGACGCUUUGUCUGGUUAAAGAGAUUACCGAGUACUUCCACGGAGAUGCAGCAAAAGAAGAAGCACAUCCUCUGAGGAUAUUCAUGGUUGUAAGAGACUUUUUAUCGGUGUUAGAUAAUGUAUGCAGGGAAGUGAGCCGAAUGCAAGAGAGAACCAUGAUGGGGUCUGCUCGAUCAUUUAGGAUAUCGGCAAGUGCUUCAUUGCCUGUUCUUCAGAGAUAUGGAAUGCGGCGAGAUGGAAAUUCAGAUGAAGAUAGUUUAUCUCCUUAAAAGGUAAGCUAGAGUGCAUAUAAUCAAAGAACACACAAUCCAUACAAGAUACUAAUUUUACAGAGUGCUUUUCCAUGGUCUGAAGGAGCAGGAGAAUAUCAAAAUCAGUGUAAAUAAGCGCCUUUGAAGCUCUGGAAGGCAUUUUGAUAUAUAGAUGUUGUCACAUAGAUAAAAUCAUAGAAGUAAACAACAUGAUUUGAUUAUUGUUUUUUGUAUUUAUGAUGUUUCUUUGAUAUAAAUUUUUUUUUUAAUAUAUAUACAUAUAUAUAUGUAUGUUUUGUACUGUAUUGAAGGGAAACUGAGGCUGAUUUGCCUUG
Molecule: messenger RNA, 2793 nt
Organism: Dioscorea cayenensis subsp. rotundata (Guinea yam)
Lineage: Eukaryota; Viridiplantae; Streptophyta; Magnoliopsida; Dioscoreales; Dioscoreaceae
Product: formin-like protein 8
Exons: 4
Coding region: 14-2476 (820 amino acids)
Biological process (GO): actin nucleation; actin cytoskeleton organization
Molecular function (GO): actin filament binding
Source: RefSeq, a predicted model, not a curated record